CGUCGUCCCCCCACCAUCCCCUCGUCGCCCCCGUUCCCACGUCCCCAUGGCGUCCCCACGCCUUGUCCCCCCGCAGCGCCACGGACGACUUCAACCACGGCGUGGUGCUGAGCGCGCGGGCGCUGCGGGACAACGAGUUGUUCCAGGUGCGCAUCGACAAGAUGGUGGACAAGUGGGCCGGCUCCAUCGAGAUCGGCGUCACCACGCACAGCCCCGCUCACCUCCAGCUGCCCUCCACCAUGACCAACCUGCGCUCCGGCACGUGGAUGAUGACGGGCAACGGGGUGAUGCACAACGGGACCACCGUCCUCGAUGAGUACGGCCACAACCUGGACCGCCUGAAGGCAGGUGACACGGUGGGGGUGGUGCGGCGGGACGAUGGCACCCUGCACUUCUUUGUCAACGGCGCCGCGCAGGGCCCUGCGGCCUGGAACGUGCCCCCAAACGUCUACGCCGUGGUCGACCUCUAUGGGCAGGCAGCUCAGGCCACCAUCGUGGAGGACGGUG
Messenger RNA from Lagopus leucura (white-tailed ptarmigan), 507 nucleotides. Its product is annotated as neuralized-like protein 4. The record is from RefSeq and is a predicted model, not a curated record. Gene Ontology annotation, molecular function: ubiquitin protein ligase activity. The transcript has 3 exons. The annotation marks the transcript as partial. Lineage: Eukaryota; Metazoa; Chordata; Aves; Galliformes; Phasianidae.